AUGAAAACCCGACAUGUGCCUGCCGAUGACGCGCCUCAAAUGGCAGCUCCAACGCAGCUGAUGGAUUGUCACGGCGCGAGGUUACCAAUGGCGGCUUGGACCUACCAGGAUGAGGUCCUUCCUCUUCGUCGCCCACUUCUGACCCAUUCUCAGCACCGCUAUUUACCAAAGAAGUCAGACGUUCCGCAGUUCUCCUACCUCUCUUCUUCAACGUCGUCGUACGCGAUGCCUGGAACUACGAACGUCUCCAAAGAGAUCCUCCUGCGGAUUCUCUAUCAUGCCGUCACCGACACAUCCCCGCCCGCAGCUUUUCCUCCCACCACACGAAACUCCAUCGGCCUUGUAUGCAAGUACUGGCGCAGAACCCUCAUCAACGCACCAUCCCUGUGGCAGUUUAUCACCUUAUGUCCCACCAACGACCAGCACCGCGAACGCCGUCUCGCCGUCGCCUACACCUGGCUUCGACGAGGUCACGGUGCUCCUCUCUACCUCGACCUAUGCUCUGGGAUGCCGGAACACCUCCCUCCUCGGAUCGAGGAUCUUUUAUAUGGGGGUGGUGCGUUCAGCCUCCUCGAGAAGAUCAUUCAGCCGUUCGCGUUCCGGAUCGUCUCGCUCAGCUGUAUCCUAUGCAAAGAAGACGUCGGUGCAUUCCUCGCCCUUCCUCAGGGGACCUUUCCUGUCUUAGAACGCGUCAACAUCUUCUUCGUCAAUGCGAUCCCAGACCUCCGUUCACAGUUCACGAUGGAGGAGAGAACGAGCUUUACGGUCUUCGUGGAUGCGCAGCGGUUGACUAGCGCGAGGCUACACCUUUUCAAUGACCUCCAUCCGUUGGAGUUGAGGCUUCCGUGGGCGCAGAUGAUGUCGCUGGAUUUUGGGAGCGUGGCGAUGUCGGAAGAGAUUUGUGUGGGUGUUUUGCAAAGGGCAGCGGGGUCGCUGGUUGAGGGGUGCUUCAGCAUGGUCUUUGAAGGCCGUGGCGAUCCUCAUUUCCCCCAUGCCCCGAUUCCGAUGGAUGUAUCCAUGCGCCGCCUUCGCAGGCUUCGACUCUUCCUCGGCGGAGAGGUUGCAGACGCUGAGUUUUUCCAGUUCGUAGGUAUACCCAUGAUGAAAAACCUGCGCGUCGAAAAGUCGGGUGGCUUCACCGGAGAAGAUCUCAAUGCAAUUCUUCCCGUCAUCGCCAGCGCCUCCGCGUCUCUAGAGCAGCUUACCCUUCUCGACAUCGACAUGCCUACCAACACUCAUCCACACCGACCACUAUUCUACUCAGAAAUCACCAGCAUCCUUCUAGCUACGCCGCAGCUCGUCUACCUUCAUCUGCCCAGAAGCAUCUUCCUAGACGGCGAUUUACUGGAAGAUAUAGCGUUUGGGCGGGUCCUUCCAAGUCUUCGAGCAUUGGAUCUCGCCGCGGCCGGUGUCGAGAAUGGAAAUCGCCUCGUUGAGAUGGUUAUACGGAGGAACGCUCAAGCAGAUGUUCAAGCUACGCCGGGAUCUUCUUCCUCUUCGGUACCUGAGGCCACGCCGCGCGUCAUGCCCAUCUCGUUCCUCCGCUUGGAGGUGGCACUUGUCGACCGGGGUAUUUUGCAGGAGUGGGUUGAGGGUCUGAGGUCGUCGGGGUGGUUGAGGGACAUCACCGUCGAUGUGUCCACCGAGGAUUGA
This is a messenger RNA of Cyclocybe aegerita, 1653 nucleotides long. Lineage: Eukaryota; Fungi; Basidiomycota; Agaricomycetes; Agaricales; Hemipholiotaceae. The record is from the annotation of a GenBank genome assembly.